AAUAAAAACAUGCACAUAUAUUCUUGCAGUCUUUUAACGCGCUUUAAUCCGUGUGGAUGUAUUCUACUCUUAUUGUAUCUUAAUAAUCUAUAAUAUUUUGAAAUGUUCGUCAAAUCUUUCGUACUACUUCUUUUGGCUAAUCUUGCGAUGACUGAAAUUCCCUCGUACAUUAAUAUAUGCGGUCGGAGGAAUCCAAAAUUGGACGAAUGUAUCAUUAACAGCAUCGAAUUAAUUCGAGAUAAAUUAAUAACAGGAAUACCAGAAUUGGAAGUCCCAAAAAUUUUUCCGUUAACUUUGAAAAAAUUAAUACUCGCCGAUGAGCCAAAUUUUCAGAUAAAAGCAGAAAACGUGAAGGUCUAUGGCAUCGAUACUUUCCAAAUAAUAAAUUUGAAAACUGAUUUAAAGAAACAACAAAUCGAUACAACUAUUAUGUAUAAACAAAUAAAGAUCGAAACUGCUUACGAUAUAAAUACGAAAAUUUUAGUUCCCUUCGUUGGCGAUGGACAUAUCAAGGCAGAGACAUAUAACGUGACGUCAAAAGUAUUGCUCCGUUAUAAGCUAAUAGAAAAGGAUGGUAAGAAAUAUAUGUACUUCUUUUCAAUGACAACUAAACUCGACAUCAAGGAUAUCAGUAUAAAUACAGAACCAGGGAAAAACACCGAUAACACCUUAAGGGAGAUUAUCAACAAUAUCUUCAACACUAAUAAAAAUGACAUAAUCGCUAUUAUUCUGCCAAGCAUAGAAAGAAGUAUUUCGGAGAAUGUACUCAAAAUUAGUAACGACAUUGUUAAACAUUUUCAUUAUGACGAAAUUUUACCUGAUCGGGAAUAAAUCUUCUUUUCUUUCUG
Messenger RNA from Vespa velutina, 848 nucleotides. RefSeq lists its product as uncharacterized. The coding region runs from base 103 to 831 and encodes 242 amino acids. The transcript has 3 exons. The record is from RefSeq and is a predicted model, not a curated record. Lineage: Eukaryota; Metazoa; Arthropoda; Insecta; Hymenoptera; Vespidae.